Aspergillus heteromorphus CBS 117.55 is the source of this 1336-nucleotide messenger RNA. RefSeq names its product porin. NCBI's taxonomy places the organism in Eukaryota, Fungi, Ascomycota, Eurotiomycetes, Eurotiales, Aspergillaceae. The record is from RefSeq and is a predicted model, not a curated record. The coding region runs from base 313 to 990 and encodes 225 amino acids. The transcript is spliced from 4 exons. Gene Ontology annotation, molecular function: voltage-gated monoatomic anion channel activity. Gene Ontology annotation, biological process: monoatomic anion transmembrane transport. Gene Ontology annotation, cellular component: mitochondrial outer membrane.
UUCUACCACAACUCUGCCGCCAACCUUGAGGUCAAGUCCAAGGCCCCCAAUGGCGUCACCUUCAACGUGAAGGGCAAGUCCGCCCACGAGGGUCCCAUUGCUGGCUCUCUCGAGGCCAAGUACGUCGACCAGCCCACUGGUAAAGGCCCCCGAAAGCGCAAAAAACCAUGCGAACAUCCCUUGCGCACUCCUCCCGCCCUUCAGCCCCCCAAAGUGCUUGAGAACAGGCUCACGUCUAUGUUUGCGUGUAGCCAUGUCUUGUCCCCGCACGUCCACUUUCAGGUCAUAUCUAGGAUUGUCCAACAUGCAGUGAUGCUAAUAAUUCGUCCCCGCCCAGGCCUUACCCUUACCCAGGCUUGGACCACUGCCAACGCCCUCGACACCAAGCUCGAGCUCGACAACAACAUCGCCAAGGGUCUCAAGGCUGAGAUCCUAACUCAGUACCUCCCUUCCAAGCAGUCCAAGGGUGCUAAGCUCAACCUCUACUUCAAGCAGCCCAACCUGCACGCCCGUGCCUUCUUCGACCUCCUGAACGGCCCCUCCGCCAACUUCGACGCUGUUCUCGGCCACGAGGGCUUCCUCGUCGGUGCUGAGGGUGGCUACGACGUCCAGAAGGCCGCCAUCACCAAGUACUCCGCUGCCGUCGGCUACAGCGUUCCCCAGUACUCCGCCGCCAUCACCGCCGGCAACAACCUGUCCGUCUUCUCUGCCAGCUACUACCACCGCGUCAACGCUCAGGUUGAGGCCGGUGCCAAGGCUACCUGGGACUCCAAGGCCGGUAACUCCGUCGGCCUCGAGGUUGCCAGCAAGUACAGACUCGACCCCUCUUCCUUCGCCAAGGCCAAGAUCAACGACCGUGGUAUUGCCGCUCUGGCUUACAACGUUCUCCUCCGCCCUGGUGUUACCCUCGGCCUCGGUGCUUCCUUCGAUACCCAGAACCUGAACCAGGCUGCCCACAAGGUUGGCGCCAGCUUCACCUUCGAGGCUUAGAUGAGUUUUGUUUCUCAGCACCCGCCCAUGUCUAGUCCCUGUGUUCCAUGUGACCGAGUAGAGUGAUUUUGGACGCCAAUACCGUUUACCCGGAUUGGUUCCAUCUCUGAGCGACCUGCUGGCAUAUACGGGAUGGGAGUUGGGAGUGGGCGCGGGGUUGUUAUAUGGAUGUCUAGUUAAUAAUCAUGUAUCACACCCACCAACGAUAGUGUAUAUCAAUCAAGCCUACAUUUCCCUGUUAGAUCAAGCCAGUCUAUUGUAUGUACUGUGGACUCCAAGCAGAAUCGCGGGUAUAGAGGCAUUGCCGGAUGCACGCUGAACCCACCCUUCGAAACCAUGCGAAACG